UCCUUAUACUUCACCUGACAAAACCAUGGGAGGCCAGAAUUUUCUUAAACAGAGAGAACCAGCGGGGCAGAAACUUCUCCUACCAGAAGAGAAUCCUGGAAUGAAAUGCAAAGAUUGUGGGGCCUUUGGACACACUAUAAGAAGCAGGAAGUGCCCUAUGAAGUGUUGGGAUGGGGCCAAGGCACCACAACCCUUGGGUGUAAAGAUGGGAAAGGAGAACCGGGACUCACGGAAGCCGCAGAACCCCCAGAGUCCUAAGCUAGUGAUUGAGACAGAGGAAGAGAGAAGAGAGAGAGAAAGACAAGAGCAGCAGAGGAAGGCUCUCCUGCUCAAAUUUCCCAAGAAACCUUCAGAGAGGAAGCAGAGCUGGAAGGAUACAACACAUUCUGGUGACUAUCUAAGGCGUCCAAGCAGACCUAGUUUCAUCCAUAUAAACAAAAAAGUAUCCCUGAACCGCCCUCAAAAUAGUCUACCAUUACGUGAGACAUCUAAUGGGCAACUUGUGUCCCAUAUAGCACCUUCCACAGAAGAUCCUAAUAUUAUCUUCCCACUUGAAGAAGAUGAAAGUCAGACCUUGGAUGUCCAUAAAAUGUCAAAAACAGCAUUUGGGCACAGUGAUGAGAACCCAACUUUCAGUGAGAAUCCAGCAGACCAAAGCACAGAGCAUUGCUUCCAUCAAAUUCCCCAGGCUGUCUUCAACAUGCAGAGAAUGGGCCACAUGGUUAAUACUCAGUCACCAGGCCAGCAUUUUGAUGAGAAUAAACACUGGCAUCUGUAUUCUGCAGCACAUACAGCUACCCGGGAUGCUGAACUCAGCUUCAAAGUAACCAAUGGGAGAAAUUUCCAGGUCUGCAACCAGAAUAUCCAAAAUUCUUUAAAGAAAUGUCAACUAAGCCCCUACCAAACACCCCAGAAAAGCACUAAAACUUCUAUGUUCGGGGCUUUCCAUGCUGUGCCAUGUUCUAGUACCAGUGGAGUUGAACCAAAAGAGUUACCUCAAGGGAACAGCAUUGAACAGCUUCCACAAAACACAGCUCUCCUGAAUGUCACCCAGCCUCAUACUGAGACUCAUAUUAGCCAUGUUCCAGUCCAACCCCUUCGAAUGCUCUUCACUAGAUUGGCAAAUGACUGCUGGAGCUCCAAGAUCUUGUAAGCUUCUGCAUCCAAUCCUCCUGAAAAGAAAGUAUCUCCUGAUAAGAUCUCACCCUCCCAGAAGCUGUGUGAGGGAUUAUACCCCUGGGGGCACUGACUAUCUUCAUAAAUAACGUUCCAACCUCCUCCUUUGAGGAAAAUAAAUGAGAACAAGACCAUAUGCAAAGAGAGAUUGUUUUCAGCCUCAGAGGAGCUUGUGGAAACUGUUCAAUGGAGAAGAGAAGAGCAGAGGAAGCUGACUGAGCCAGUUGAUUCAGGUUUUUGGGACAGUGAAGCAUAUUAACUGGCAAGGUACCAUCAACAGAACGACAGACACAGCUGCUAACUGUUCAGAUCACAUAAAUUGCACUUCAGAUGGAGCUUAUUCC
Molecule: messenger RNA, 1520 nt
Organism: Psammomys obesus (fat sand rat)
Lineage: Eukaryota; Metazoa; Chordata; Mammalia; Rodentia; Muridae
Product: putative protein FAM90A9
Exons: 1
Coding region: 26-1153 (375 amino acids)
Source: RefSeq, a predicted model, not a curated record